GAAACACUAGCUGCUGAACAUAAACCAAGUUAAAGCACGAGCCCGGUUUGUGAAAAUGGACUGCGUUAACGCAAAAUACGUGUCACAGAAGAUCAGCAAGACGCGGUGGAGGCCCGUUUCAACAGCCGUGUUACAGCAGCCCGAAGUGUUCGCGACCGGAUCGUGGGACAAUGAGGAUAAUAAGCUGUGUCUGUGGAGCGUGGGAGAUGACGAAAGCCGCAGCAUGGGGGAAGAAAUGGAGGGAGACCCGCAGCUGCAGUGUGAGUGUCAGCACGCCGGGGAUGUCAUGGACCUGCAGUUCUUGGAUCGAGACAGACUAGUUACAGCAUCAUCGACCGGAGCGGUGACUGUCUACAAACUCAGCCCUGACAACAAGACCCUGUCCGUGGCUCACGUGUGGGAUCGGGAACACCGCUAUCAGAGCGCUAACGCUCCGUGCACCGGAGUGGCGUGUAACAGUCCAGAGCUGGUCUCCGUGGGCGAGGACGGGAGAAUCGUCCUCUACAAAGCCGAUCAGAGGGGCGCAGCGCGCGUCAUCGAAAACGCAGACAGCAGCACGAUACAUGGCGUGACGUUUCUGCGGACGACUGAGGUCCUGACGGUGAACUCCAUCGGACAGCUCAAGCUCUGGGACUUCAGGCAGCAGGGCAGUGACCCUGCUCAGAUCCUCACCCUCACCGGGGACAGGGUUCCCUUACACUGUGUGGACCGACACCCAAACCAGCAGCACAUAGUCGCCACCGGCGGCCAGGACGGCAUGCUGUGUAUUUGGGACGUGAGACAAGGCAACAUGCCCUUCUCUCUGAUGGAGGCUCACUCAGCUGAAAUGUGGGAGGUCCGUUUUCACCCGACAAACCCGGACCACUUGUUCACCUGCUCGGAGGACGGCUCUCUGCUGCACUGGGAGACGUCCUCGGGGUCUGAUGCACCCUUGUUCCUGCAGGGACGCAACAGCAGCAUGAUGUCCCGCAGCGCCACGGCCCCCGCCGGAGGAAACCAGUCCAUCGUCAGUGCCUGGCUCCACGGAGACUCCAGCAAGGGCAGACUGGAGACGACGCACAUGCUCCCCAGCCAGACGCUCUCCGUCAACAGUCUAGACGUGCUCGGACAGUGCUUGGUGUGCGGGACCGACGGGGAGGCGGUUUACGUCCACAGACGGGUCCCUGUGUGACGUCGGUCUUCGUUUCAAAUCAUCCUUUUUAUUGUGUAUCUCGUACUUUAAAUUCUUGUUAGUUUUUCAGCUGCUCCCAUCGAGGGAUUGCCACAGCGGAUAAUCAAUCUGCACUUUCAUUUGUAUAAAAAAUGAAAUAAACAAACAAAUAAAAAAUG
Molecule: messenger RNA, 1329 nt
Organism: Clarias gariepinus (North African catfish)
Lineage: Eukaryota; Metazoa; Chordata; Actinopteri; Siluriformes; Clariidae
Gene: nup43
Product: nucleoporin 43
Exons: 8
Coding region: 56-1171 (371 amino acids)
Cellular component (GO): nuclear pore outer ring
Molecular function (GO): protein binding
Source: RefSeq, a predicted model, not a curated record